Molecule: messenger RNA, 1131 nt
Organism: Pseudophryne corroboree (corroboree frog)
Lineage: Eukaryota; Metazoa; Chordata; Amphibia; Anura; Myobatrachidae
Product: myb-related transcription factor, partner of profilin-like
Exons: 4
Coding region: 349-1098 (249 amino acids)
Cellular component (GO): nucleus
Source: RefSeq, a predicted model, not a curated record
GCCCGCUAUCGCCAGCCGCAGCCCUGUCGCCGGGACCCUGAAUUCACCAUAUUCAAUGUAUAACUGAUUCGACCCACCCCCAGGCGGAUUACGGCCAAUCGGCGAGUAGUGGGAGUACUGAAUUCGCCUUCCCGCCGAAAGCAGCCCUUUAUUAGGGCUUGUUUGCUGCGUGCUCUGCAGCCAUUUUGUGAACCUGCAGAGAGGUGUGAGGAGGUGCAGAGCUAGCAAUUUGGUUGUUUGCUGUGGAUAUCGUUUGGACACCCCAGCAGGCUUUAUUCCAGGACAGUCAGGAGGAUUCCUGUUACCCGGAGGAGAGCCAUUUUAGGAGCUUUUACUACAUUUGUAGAGAUGUCAAAGGACAAGCAGACCCGAUCCGCCCCUUCCCCCACCCCCUCGGAUCUAUCCCUUCAUAGCAACGAGGAGUGGGAGCCAACCCAGGAGGCGGAUACGACCGGCCAGGCAUGUAGUGACCAGCCGCGGUCGUCAAGGGCCCAUGAGAAGUCCAAGAAAAAGCCUAGUAGAAAGGCAAGAAGCCAGCCAGAGGAGCAGUCGGAGGAGGAAGCCUCUGGUGAAGAUGCAGGACCGAAAAAGCCGCGUGGACCCAGAUAUACUGAGGCGGAAAACUGUACCCUAGUGGAUUGCGUCGACAGGUCCUACGACGUUUUGUAUGGACCAAGGGCACAGACAACAGCAGCUAGGACAAAGCGAAGCAUCUGGGAAUCCAUUGCGAGUCAAGUCACUGCAAUAUCUGGAAACCGCCGGAGCACCAGAAAUUGCUUGAAGCGGUACAGUGAUUGCCGCAGACAGACCAAGAAGAAGAUGGGGAUUCAGCGCCGACAUGAGACAGCUACGGGAGGUGACCCGGCUCUCAACCUGAAGUGGCUACCCUGGGAGGAUGUUAUUAGAAGGCGCAUGAACCCUGCCAUGGUCGAAGGAGUUCGCGGAGGUGUGGACUCUAGCCGUCCUGCUGGCUUUCCCGAGGAGGAAGAACCGCCCAGAAGACGGAAGAAGGCGGGAGAUAAGCCGUCCAAAAGGAGGUCUGAUGACAGGCCUGCCCAGAGGACAUCACCUGCGCGCAGGACAUCGCCAGCGCACUGACCAUCACCUGUGCAGCAGGCAUCGGCAGCAGCG